AUGAGGAGGAUGAUUACCAUCCUGAGUUUCUUCACAUCCUGUAUGAAUGGAGAGCGGAACAUUCUGGAUCGGAGCAAGAGUGCGACAGGCAGGAUGUGCCACCUUCACUCCAGAGAAUCCUUCAAGGCUGAUUCCCUCUAUCACACCAUGCACGACUCCUUCCUGUCGGAAGGCGAUGGUCUGUUCCUUGACACCCAUGGCAGCCCAAUCUUCGACCCGAGGACCAUCAG
Molecule: messenger RNA, 230 nt
Organism: Pelobates cultripes (western spadefoot toad)
Lineage: Eukaryota; Metazoa; Chordata; Amphibia; Anura; Pelobatidae
Source: the annotation of a GenBank genome assembly